Molecule: messenger RNA, 2092 nt
Organism: Culex quinquefasciatus (southern house mosquito)
Lineage: Eukaryota; Metazoa; Arthropoda; Insecta; Diptera; Culicidae
Product: nucleoporin Gle1
Exons: 3
Coding region: 73-1890 (605 amino acids)
Biological process (GO): regulation of translational termination; poly(A)+ mRNA export from nucleus; regulation of translational initiation
Cellular component (GO): nuclear pore; cytoplasm; nuclear pore cytoplasmic filaments
Molecular function (GO): inositol hexakisphosphate binding; phospholipid binding; translation initiation factor binding
Source: RefSeq, a predicted model, not a curated record
UGUUGUUAUUUUGCUUUCCAAACACCGCUCCUGUCAAAAAUAUCUCGAAUUUUGCCGCAAAAGAAUUCAAAAAUGUCUCACUUCGAAGACGUUCGAAAUUUGAAGACCAAAAACGCGGUGGCCUCCGUUCCGCCGUCCACCGUCAAGCCAAAAUCCCGCGUCAAGUCCCACUUCCGAAAUGAAAACUGCGCAGCAGCCAGCAUUCCUUCCCCACUGGAUCAAACCCGCUCCGUCCCCAAUCUGAAGGUGACCAUCAGCUCCGCCGAUUCCCGACAGGUUGCCGGUCCCGACGGUGACGCGGCCACGGUUCGCCUUGUGAAGGGCUCCCAGAAGCAGGAAGUCAAGCGGCUGGCCUCGGUUCGCCGCAAGCUGGAGCAGGGACAGGCGAAGGUGCGAGAGGCGGAAGUGGUCGUGAAGCAGGUUCCUCCCGAGCGGAAGUUGCCGGAGCAGGUCGUUGUGCUGGAGGACGAGGACGAACCGAUGCUGUGGGAAGCGAUUCGGGAGCAGGACCGGGUGGCCGCGGAGUUUGAAGCGACGAGCUUGGCGGAAGCGGAAGUGGUCAACCGACGGUUGGAGGAACUUUCGGAACGGUUGCGCCGCAAGAAGCUGGACAUCGAGCUGAAGGAGGAACGCAAACGGGCUAUUUUGGCCCACAAAGCGAGCUUUCAGACGUUGCUGAACGUCUACAUGGACACGUUGGCCGGAUAUGACGGGGAGUUUGUGGCCAGCUUCAUCAACCAGGAGAAAUCCGUGCUGGAUUUGAUCGAAAGCUUCAAUCAGCUUCUCGGGGCAAACGAUGGUCGCGAGACGACACUGGCGGACGUUGACCGGACGGCCGAGCUUUGCAAGCAGUUGGAACGGAUCAACACGGAGGUCAUCGACCUGCGCAACCAAAUGAUGAAGGAGCGCGGACUCGUGCAAGAAGUCCCACCUCCGUCCGGAAUCCCCUUCAACUCCGACGAAGUGCUCAAAUUCUACUCCGAAAUCAAACACUUCUACGAGCAAACCCAGCUGAAGAUCCAGCCCCUGGCGGACGAUCCGUCCCUCUUCGUCUACCGGAAGAAUCUCGGAACGGUGGUGAACGUGGCAGUCAGCACGAUGUCCGGCAGUUGUGCCUGGAUUGAGGCUCAGUUCAACCUGCUGCAUGCGCUGCUCGGAGGAGCGCGCGUCGCGGUGGCAAACAGUGGGACUUUCGUUACGACCGAAGGCUACCCGGAGGCCAGGGCGUACUGCGCGAGUAUGCUGGCGGAGAAGUAUGUGCACCAAGCGGACCUGCUCAUCUCGAACAACCCUCCGUGCGCCUUCCCGAUCGCCUCCGUCAUUGUGGCCCUGUGGCAGAAAUACCCCGACUUUGGCCGCCUCUUUCUGGCCGUCCUCUUCCGGGAAUGCCCCUUCCUGGCCCCAUUCUAUCCAGCCCGCUCGGAGCCAGACCAAGACCAAGCCGAUUACCGGCGCUCCCUUGGCUACCGAUUCGGACCGGACGGCACUCCGGAGCGCCAGAUUGUCUACCUGAAGCGGAUGGCCGCACUGGCUCGCCUCUACGGCGCAAUCGUCGCGAGUAAUCUACGCAAGGGGACCGCCGGUUUGCCCCAUCCUCACGGGUUGGAGUUUGGCUGGAGGUGGAUCUGUGCCGUGCUGAAUAUGACCCCGCUUGCGGACAUUUGCGCCACGCUGCUGACGGAGGUGCUGCUGAUGGCUGGCCACCGGAUGUGGCACAGCUACGGGGACCAGUUUGUCAAGGUGCUGCGGGUACUUUACGAAAAGUACGUUCCGAUGCUGCCGAAAGGGGAAGGAUGGCCGAAAGCCCGGCUGGACCGGCUUCUGCUCAAGAUCAAGGUGGAGGGACGCAUUGAGACGCCGAUCGGAAUGGUCGGAGAAGGAUUCUGGUGAAGUUGAGGGCUGGGUCAUCUUAAAAAAUAACUGAAUUAUUUUACUUUGUCUACCAAUAUAUUACCUUUCUCGUGUACACUGUAUAAGAAUGGUUGUUGUUUGCUUUUACUGUUUUGUUCCUGCGUCCGUUUUUUUUUUCUUGCGUUCCUAGUUAAUAAUAUGUUGUGAGAGUACGUCCACGAUAAUUGUUGUCCUUGAAGGC